CGCAGCCCUCCCCUACGCCGUGACGUCACCGCCGCCCAGACCCUCCCUCCCAUCGAACGUGACGCUUUGUGCGCAGGGAAAUUUUGUUAAUUUUAAUAAAUCACCACCACCCCUCCCCCCACCCCACCUCGCACCGACGUUUCGAGAUGCUAGCCAAACCCGUGCCACUCGGACGAGCUCGACGUUGCGGCAAUCAACGGCCAUCGCUAACGCCUUCGCCGACCGAGGCCGCUUCUUAGGCCCUCAGGCCUACGGCCUCGCCUGGAUUCUCGCGCCGCCGCCGGUCCCACCGAGGCCCCCGGGGAGGCGCCAGGCGAGCGCCAAGGCCUCUCGGGGCCUAGGCGGGAAUUGAACGGCGACUUUUGAAAUUGAUUUCAACAUCGGAGGGGAUUUGUGUUAAGGCGAGCAGAGUGGACGUGGACUGAAACGGAAACUCAAUGGCGACAAGAAAGGAAUCUGCGUCAGGUGGUGGUUGUGGCUCUCUGGACGGCGUUGUGUUCCGCGUGGGGGAGUCAUUCCGCUCCCCUCCCGUGGUUUCUGCUCCGCUCGGCCUGUCUCUGCCUGACCCGCGCAGCCUCCUAGCACAGAUGCAGUCCUACGACUUCUCUCUGGAGCGUCGCUGCCUCGCAGAGUCCUCCCUCGUCCUCGCUCGCCAGCGGCAACUCGGCAACCAGCGGCAGCAGCGGCAGCAGCAGCAGGCGGCGGCCGUGGCGGCAUCAUCGGCAUCAUCGGCAUCAUCGGCAUCAUCGGCGUCGGCGGCGUCUGGCGAAGAGAAUGGACUCUCGUCCGUCCAUCCGCUGAUCGCGACGCUCCGUCACUGCCACAUCCUCACCCCCACGCCGGCUCUGGACCACGGCACCGGUGGCACCGGUGGCACCGGCACCGGCGUCACCGGCACCACCGGCGUCUCCGCCGGCGGUGUCUCCGGCGCGCCCCGCGACGGCCGCAUCAACCUGGCCGAGUUUGACCGGCAGGAGGACCCCUUCGACAACAUGGAGCUGCAGACGCUGGACGACCGCGCCGAGCUGCGGAUCAUCCUGGCGGGGCGAGACGCCGCCGGCACCGGCGUCUCCGGCACCGGCGGUGUCUCCGACGUCACCGGCGAUGUCUCCGACGUCUCCGGCGACGUCGAUCCGGCGGCGGCCGCCUUCGACCGCCGCCGGGUGGACCCCUUCGACCGCGCGAACCUGCGGACCCUUGAGGACCUCGCCGAGCCGCGGAUCAGCCCGGCGGGACGCGGCUCCGGCGGCGGCUCCGCCGGGGCUGCCGCCGGCGGCUCCGGCGGCGGUCACGGCAGCGACGACGACCGGCGGCGGGCGGCCCCGGCCGCCGCUCACCGUCCGUACGUCCGGCUGACGCGCGACGGAAACGGCGGCGGCGGUGGCGGUGAAGCCACGGCGGCAGCGGCGGCGGCCUCGGCGCUGUGGGCCGUGGGGUCGGCGAACAGCAUCCGCUCACUCUCCUUCCCGACACUCGCCGAUCUGGAGUGCGACGGAGCGGAAGGCGGCGGUGGUGCCGGUGGCGGUGGUGGCGGUGGUGGUGGUGGUGGUGCCGGUGGUGGUGGUGGCGGUGGGACUGUGGCGGUGCCGGCGGGGGAGAAGCUUCCGGGCGUUGCGGCAGCGGCAGAAGAGGAGGAGUCUGAAAUAGUUUGGAGCAGUCAGGUCCCCUCCCCCGCGCCCCCCCCGUCUCCCCCCGCGUGCCCCUCCCCCCCCUACCCGUCCGAGCUGUCGGGAUUGGCCACGGCCAUGGAGGCCAUGGGCUACCCGGGGCACCGCGUGGCAAGGGCGCUGCGUUCCCGUGGCAACGACCAGGACGGCGUAUUUGACUUCCUGUGCUGGUGUCAGAAGCUCUGUGACAAGGGGCACCCCGAGGCUUUGGUUUUCGCGGCGCUAGAUGCCUCACCCAACUCUGAGUCCGAGGUGGAACAUUUCGUUUCGCUUCUCUGCGGUUUCACCGACAUGGGCUUCAGUGUGCUGGAGGUGCAGCGGGCGCUUAAAGCCGUACAGCGCAACACCAACACCAACACCACCACCACCGGCACCACCACCGGCACCGGCACCGGCACCGGCACUCACCACCACCACCAUCACCACGGCGAUCGGGGGGGAGGGGGGGGUGGGGGGCCCCCCCCCUCCCCCGCUGAUCCCUCGCGAGUCCUGGAGGAGUUGGUGCUGAGCUCCUGCCAAGGCGCGGACGGGGGUGGAGCCGGACCGCCGUGAAGGACACGGUGACCCACACGGUGACCCACACGUGCUUGGCUGCAGGGAGCGAGGCUUCGGUAUUUAAGUCCCGCGGCCGAGAACUGCCGGGUUUCAUUCCGGUGUGCGGAGCUUUCAAUAAAGGCAGGCGUUGAUGCAUCUGUGAUUUCAGGAAU
Messenger RNA from Petromyzon marinus (sea lamprey), 2374 nucleotides. The record is from RefSeq and is a predicted model, not a curated record. NCBI's taxonomy places the organism in Eukaryota, Metazoa, Chordata, Hyperoartia, Petromyzontiformes, Petromyzontidae.